AUGACGAGAGAGAGGCAGAUGAGUCUGCUGGCAGCCCGGCGCUCAAGAGAGGCUGUCGUUGUGGCUGUGGACGCCGACAGGACCAAAGGAACCAUGGAAGCUGUCGAGUGGGCUCUCAAGCAUGUCGUUCGUCCACGAGACAUCUUCCUUGUUUUGGGAGUUUUCAAUGAUCAACUGGCCAAGAAGAACUCUUGCUUUCCAUUUAAGCUGCUAAUGGACAUUGUCACAUCUGGGGAGAGAUUAGAAUUCAUUGACCAUGAGGAAGUGGAUCCUAUAGAGCUUGAAGAAGAAUUUGAGAGAAAAAGAGAACAAUACCGGAGUAGCCUCCAGCCUUUAUAUGGUCUGUGCAUAAGGAAUGAGGUGAGGUUGGUGCUUAAAGUUGCAGCAGGGUUUUGUCCAGUGAGAGUGGCAAUGGAUGAAUCACAAAACCUUAAUACCCGAUGGAUCGUAUUAGACAGUCACUUCAGGAAAUCUAAAGUUUUUCUAAAGGGACAUGUAUCAUGCAAUAUUGCGGUAGUAAAAGAAAAAGAGUUUGCUAGCUUGAUGCUAUCAAACGAGCCUGAGAUUUCUCCAUGGAAUCCUGAACCAAAGCAUCCUGUGGAAGAGGACAGUGAAGGUUUCAGUAUGUAUCAAUUAAGAAAGAAAUGUGCACCCGCACCACAUCCCCAGAGUCGUUGUUGCUAUCCCAUGUCUUGGAGAAGCGGCUUCCCUCGAGCAUUUUCGCAUAAUGAACUUGAAGCAAUAACAAAUGGCUUUGCUGAUGGCAAUAUUGCAGGAGCACUGGAUGGCGUACUAGUUUAUCAGGGAAUAUUGCAAGAAACAUCUGUUUUAGUCAAGUUUUACCCAGAAACCAACAAGGGCUUGAGGUCCACACUUAAGAUCCUUUCUCGGGUGUACCACCGCAAUAUCAUGAACCUUGUUGGGUACUGCAGCACAGGUGCUUCUACAUUCUUGAUUUUCGACUUCCCAUGUUUGGGUACUGUUGAAAUGAACUUUCAAUGUGAUGAGUUGGCUCGGAAUCUGGGGUGGAGAGUGAGGUGGUCUAUUGCUCUAGAAAUAGGCGGAAGCUUGCGCUAUCUUCACGAGGAGUGUGUUGACGGACCUAUUGUUCACAAAUCUCUUCGUUCUAGUAAAGUUGCUCUUUCUCAUGGUUACUCUGCAAUGCUUUACAACUUCACAACUGCUGAAUGGCUUACGAGUGAUUUCCCCCCUAAUGAAGAUCUGAUAGCCGAAAGCCCGAAUUUGGAGGGAGACGAGCGCCUUUCUGUGGAUGUACAUGAUUAUGGGAAAUUCCUACUGGAGCUUAUAGUAGGAAAGAGUGCAGGGAAGGGCCAGUCCAUGAUUGAUUGGGCAUUGCCACUUCUGGAAAAUGGUGAGCUAUGUGAACUGAUGGACUCCAGAGUGACAGAAAUUGCUGGUGAUGCUAGGAUGGUUCGGCAUAUGGCUCGUGCUGCAUUGCGCUGCCUAAAAAUUGAUUCAGAUCAUAAGCUUUCUAUAAGUGAGGCCUUAGCCAUUGUGCGAGGGGAUGAACUUGCGACAUUCAAGCAGUGA
This is a messenger RNA of Prunus armeniaca (apricot), 1551 nucleotides long. The record is from the annotation of a GenBank genome assembly. Lineage: Eukaryota; Viridiplantae; Streptophyta; Magnoliopsida; Rosales; Rosaceae.